This is a messenger RNA of Megalobrama amblycephala (Wuchang bream), 3262 nucleotides long. It is a transcript of the gene klhl8, whose product is annotated as kelch-like family member 8. Bases 176 to 1990 code for a protein of 604 amino acids. The record is from RefSeq and is a predicted model, not a curated record. Gene Ontology annotation, molecular function: protein binding. The transcript has 10 exons. Lineage: Eukaryota; Metazoa; Chordata; Actinopteri; Cypriniformes; Xenocyprididae.
GAAACCAUGCUCGGCUGUGUUUUUGAUUCUGUCACGUGACAGAAUCAAAGCAGCGUCUCCUUUGGACUACGAUUCCCAGCGUUCAUAGCGCAUCAGAACACGGAAGCGCCGCUGUGGUUGAUCGUGAAAGAGCUGCUGCUGUUGAAAAUGUGGUGUUGGCGUGUGUGAGAAAGACAUGGUGCCUGAACAUGGGAAGCAGCAGAAACGCUCGUCGCAGCCGUCUAAUCCUGAGGGCGACGUGGACGGAUCGUUCGUGUUUGAAGCCCAAGAGGCCUGGAAGGACUUCCACAACUCGCUCCGACAGUUUUACGAGAACGGAGAACUGUGUGACGUCACUCUGAAGGUUGGAAACAGACUCAUACCAUGUCACAAGCUAGUUCUGGCCUGCGUCGUUCCUUAUUUCCGUGCCAUGUUCCUCUCAGACAUGGCCGAGGCCAAACAGGACCUGAUUGAGAUACGCGAUUUCGACGCUGACGCCAUCCAGGACCUGGUGGGUUUCGCCUACUCCUCUCGACUGACUCUGACGGUGGAUAACGUCCAGCCGUUGCUGUACGCGGCGUGUAUCCUGCAGGUGGAGCUGAUCGCCCGUGCCUGCUGCGAGUACAUGAAGGCUCAUUUCCACCCCUCCAACUGUCUGGCCGUCCGCACGUUCGCGGAGAGUCACAACAGGGUGGACCUGAUGGACAUGGCCGACCGUUACGCCUGUGAGCAUUUCAGCGAAGUGGUGGAGUGUGAGGACUUCAUCUGCGUUUCACCACAGCACCUGAAAACCCUGCUGGCCUCCAGUGACCUCAACAUUCAGUCUGAGUCUCAAGUGUACAACGCUGCAGUCAAAUGGCUGAAAGCAAAUCUGAAACACCACGACGUCUGGCUGGAUCAGAUCAUGUCUCAGGUGCGUCUUCCUCUGCUGCCGGUGGACUUCCUCACAGCCACUGUUGCCAAAGAGGAAAUAAUCAAGGCCAAUCUGAACUGCAGAGAUCUUUUGGAUGAGGCUCGCAACUAUCAUUUGCACCUUAGUAACAAGAGCGUUCCUGACUUUGAGUAUUCUGUCCGCACGACACCCCGCAAACACACCGCUGGUGUGUUGUUCUGUGUUGGGGGACGGGGCGGUUCCGGUGACCCGUUCCGCAGUAUCGAGUGUUACUCCAUCAGUAAAAACAGCUGGUUCUUCGGGCCUGAAAUGAACAGCAGACGGAGACACGUGGGAGUGAUCUCAGUGACGGGGAAAGUUUAUGCUGUUGGCGGCCAUGACGGCAAUGAGCACCUCGGGAACAUGGAGAUGUUUGAUCCACACACCAACAAGUGGAUGAUGAAAGCGUCCAUGAACACAAAACGGAGGGGGAUUGCGCUGGCCGCUCUCGGCGGUCCCAUCUACGCCAUCGGCGGUCUGGAUGAUAACUCCUGCUUCAGUGAUGUGGAGCGCUAUGACAUCGAGUCGGACCGCUGGAGCGCCGUCGCCCCCAUGAACACGCCCCGAGGAGGCGUCGGGUCUGUGGCGCUCGGGGGUUAUGUGUACGCGGUCGGGGGAAAUGACGGCGUCGCAUCGCUGUCCAGCGUGGAGCGGUUCGACCCUCAUCUAAACAAAUGGACAGAUGUGCGAGAAAUGGGGCAGCGGCGCGCUGGAAACGGUGUCAGUGAGCUCAACGGAUGCCUCUACGUUGUUGGUGGUUUUGACGAUAAUUCUCCGCUGAGCUCAGUCGAGCGCUUCGACCCCAGGAUGAACCGCUGGGAGUAUGUGGCAGAGCUGACCACACCGAGGGGCGGAGUCGGCGUUGCCACGGUGAUGGGGCGUGUCUUUGCGGUAGGAGGGCACAAUGGAAACAUCUACCUGAACACGGUGGAGGCCUUCGAGCCCCGGAUGAACCGGUGGGAGCUGGUCGGCUCCGUGUCUCACUGUCGGGCCGGUGCGGGAGUCGCAGUCUGUUCCACUCACAUCAGUCAGAUUCGGGACGUCGGCCAGGGCUCCAGUAACGUCGCCGACUGCAUGUAGCCACACCCUCAUAGUGUGACACACUCCAAACGCCCUCGUUCAGCUUUACCGUUCUGGUUUCAUGACAAGAGACGUCGUGUUUUUGCUUUGAUUUAGUGUCGUCAGUGGAAAGUGUUUUUCCUUCUUUUCUCCAGCGCUGAGAUCAUGUGAUCACUGUAUCUGAUGUUUGUGCUGAUUUCUGCUGCAGUAUUUUCUCUCUUCUUAGACAUUAAGAAAUCUUCAGUAAACUAGACGACAGUGUUCAGACAUCAGAACUGAGGUUCAGUCCUCUGAAUAUCCGUGACGUGAAUUCAGCGAACGGCAGUUUUGCGCUUCCUCGUGUGUUUGAAAGGCAGAAUGACAUCAGAUGCUUGUAAAUGCACAAGUUUAAAAGUCUCUUUUGUGACUUCAGGACCCAAAGAACGAUCAAAAAGAGAUUGUUCUGUAGCGCGUGCGUACAAUCACAGACACGAUCAGGACGAAAUGAGAGAUCCGUGACGCUCGUCUGAACCCUGAAUAAGAUCCAGACCGGGCUCAGGUUUAGGUUUGUGUCAAACAGUUAUUCGCGAUAAAGACUUGAGCUUUUCACUGCCAAACGUGAAGCUGGACGGAAAGCCGAGAAGCUCAGAGAUGCGUUUAUAUGUUACCGUUGUGUAUUACAAAUGUAAAGCUUUUUUCUGGCUCGCCGUUAUACAUGAUUUAGUUCGGCGUGAAAGCAAUGUUUGCAUUUGAAGCAGAUCAGUUAUACAGUGAAGACACACGUUGAGGUUUUUAUAUAUGUAGAAAUGUUUUGUUUUUGUGACGAGUCUUAUUUGAAAAUGAUUUAUAAAUGAAAUAUGAAAUAUUUAUUUUGUCUAAUGCACCCCCCACCCCUUAGAUUUGAGAUUUGAGUUCAUGUUUUCUUUCAGGACUUGUUGUUUGGACGCUGAUGUGUCCAGUGGCAUAAACAUCUGAUUAUAUUUAAGAACUGCUGUUAGAAUGUUGAUAUUGUUGAAAUGUUUUACAUUAUACUGGUGUCACAGAUGUUUAACAUGUGUAACUGUAACAAAUAUAAUAUUCAUACAGUGGUGUAUGUAACAUCUGUGCAGCUCCACAGGACAGAAGAACAGCGUUUCUGUACCUGCUGAUUAAAUGCAGUGUAUUUGAUUGAUAUUUAUCUGUCUGAAGCAUGACACUUUAUAGCAUAUUCACCCAUGAUAUCGUUUUGCUCAAUAUCAUUUAUUUAUUUCAUUCAGUUUUCCCUUUGUGACUUUCUUUUGUUUUUGUAACAAUGAAGUAAAACAGAAAACCAAA